Messenger RNA from Zeugodacus cucurbitae (melon fly), 1863 nucleotides. RefSeq names its product mucin-2-like. Lineage: Eukaryota; Metazoa; Arthropoda; Insecta; Diptera; Tephritidae. Bases 178 to 1782 code for a protein of 534 amino acids. The record is from RefSeq and is a predicted model, not a curated record. The transcript has a single exon.
UGCAAAAACCAAAAUUGUGGUUAUGUCAGGUAAAGCUACGUACUAUGACAAAUAAAAAACCAUUGUGAAAAUGCGUGUCCUAGCAGGUAGGCAAGAACGCGCAGAUUUUAAUAUCCUACUUUUCAUUUCGAUGCCAGUUUUUUGUCAAUUCAGUGCAAUUUUAGACUUCAAAACAUAAUGAGGUCCAUUCUGAUCUUCGCGAUUUGCGCGACAACUUUCAGUGUUGCUUACAGUGCCCUGAAUAUUGGCGAAUAUGUAAAACAACAUAAACAUAUGAAUUGCAGCGAAUCACUAAAUGGAAUAGUUAGCUUGCCGCGUUAUAACUCAUGGAAAUUACGAAACUCUUUGGCAAUAACACGAGCCGAAUUCGUAAUAUUAGCAAAAGAAAAAUUACAAAACUAUAAAACACCUGUGCUAAAAAAGUAUACACCUUAUAAACCUUUGAGAAAGAAGUUCAGUACAACAACAACAAAGCCUGACACAAUAUAUCCAAAUGAAGUAACCACCAACACACCUAAUAUUACGGAUAUAACCACUGAGUCCCCACAAUUUAAUGAGUCAACAACGAUUCACUCAGAAACGACCGAAAAUUCGAGUACAACACAGGUGAUGGAAACUUCUGAAACCAACGAGGAUCAAUCCACUGAAGCGACAGACUCAACAACGCAAUAUUCUAUUAGCACUAUAACAGUUUCAACAGUGCCAACUAUAUUUACAACAACAGAAAUAUAUUCAACUGAAAGCACAGUAGUGUACACUACAACGGACAGCUUGUCAACAAUAGAAACUGAAUUAACGACAACAACAACAUUUGAGGAUUCUACAACUGAGGCGGUUGCUUCAACUACGGAAACUACAGUAGAAGAAUUCACACAAAAUACGAGUGAGGAAACAGUUACAACGGAUGAAAAGCUAGGUACUACCGAUCCAACUAUUUCCACAACAUCAUAUAUUUCUGGCGUAACAGAAACUGAAUCAACACCCACAACGGAAACUGCUACGACAGAAAGUAUAUCAACGACACAAAAUGAGUAUACUACGGAAGAAACAACAACAGAAAACGUUAAUGAAUCGACGACAGACAUGGAAUCGACCACCUCGUACUCGGCGAGUACUGAAAGAGUGGAAGCGACAACUAACUUAGAUACAACUUCAGAAUCGCCUGAAAGUACUGAAACGACAAGCUUUCUAACGGAAAGCACAACAAAUGCUUGGGAUGUCGAAGAGACUACAAGUACUUCAUUCCGUCUUGAUAGCACCACAGCUUCGGAAAUUUCAGAAUUUACAAUAAUAUGUUGUAACACGGAUGAAACGACUACAGACACAACAGUUAUAACAGAAAACCCCACAGGCACUACGGAAGCAAAUACCGAAAGUACUUGGAGCACUGCGGAAACGACUGAGACCACAGAAACAUCCACUUCAGACACUACGGAAGCAAAUACCGAAAGUACUUGGAGCACUGCUGAAACGACUGAGACCACAGAAACAUCCACUUCAGACACUACGGAACCAAAUACCGAAAGUACUUGGAGCACUGCAGAAACGAUUGAGACCACAGAAAAAUCCACUUCAGACACUACGGAAGCAAAUACCGAAAGUACUUGGAGCACUGCAGAAACGAUUGAGACCACAGAAACAACCACAAUUACUCCUGACAAUACAACUACGACAGAUCAUGUUAAUAAUAAUGGUAAAGGACUUAUGGUUGCGGAUGUAUUUAAGACACCUGUUAGAUAUACUUACGAUAGUGACGUGAUGCCUACUUUAGACGAUUUUUGAUUUAUUUUUUCUUAAAUAGUAUAAUUUAUAGUUUCUAAUUAUUAUGAAUAUUUAAUAAUACACAUUUGUGAGUGUAUAUGA